This is a messenger RNA of Schistocerca nitens (vagrant locust), 1579 nucleotides long. Its product is annotated as chromatin target of PRMT1 protein-like. The coding region runs from base 100 to 897 and encodes 265 amino acids. The record is from RefSeq and is a predicted model, not a curated record. NCBI's taxonomy places the organism in Eukaryota, Metazoa, Arthropoda, Insecta, Orthoptera, Acrididae. The transcript is spliced from 7 exons.
AGAUGGUGGCAGCAUCGAGGAUUUCGUCACUAGCUAUUUAUGGCUUUCUCCAGUUUUAUUUGUAACUUGUUUUGAUGAAGCAUAUUUUCAUUUAAUUGAAUGAUGUUUCACGUGACAAGCAACUCGAUCAUGUCACUCAAGAAGAUGGUGUUGCAAAAGAGCACAACUAUGUCUUUGAAUGAACGCUUUACAUACCUGAGGAGAAACCGAGAGAAUGCAAUUCGAAAUAUUCGAGAGAAUGCAGUGCUUCAACACCAAGCAUCGGUGAAGAAUCGCAGACUUGUGCAGCAGAUGGAACGUCGUCCAGCUGUUGUGGCAGCUCUUAAAUUGAAAAAGAGGAGCAUGCGGCAACGUCUUGGUCAGCGCUUGGGAAACACCAGCAUUAAGGAUCGAUUGACAUUAAAUGUAUCAUAUCGUGGAGGUCGUAUGAGGGCAAGAAGUCGUUCCCGUGGAAUGCCAAGAGGAAGAGGUCGUGGACAAUUAUCUGGUAACAGAGGUGGUCAACUGGAUAACUUCAGAUACAGACAGCCACAAACACAAGGACAGGGCCAACGCUCACUUUAUAGAAGUCCUUCAAGACGUCCAUUCAAGAGAGGACGUGGUGGUACACCUAUCAGAGGAAAUCGGGGAGGAAGAUACAUCCAACGAGGUGGUCAACAAGGUCGAGGUGGUGGUUCAUUCAGACGUGGAGGUCGUGGUGGAGGUCGAGGGGGUGCAAGAGGCAGAGGCCGUGGUGGCAGGGGUCGUGGAGGUCGUGGGCGGCAAAAUAGACCUCUGCCUUCAAAGGAAGAACUUGACAUGCAACUUGAUCAAUAUAUGGCAAACACAAAGUCACAUCUUGACCGAGAGCUAGAGAGUUACAUGAACCAAGCCAGUACAUCUGAAUCAUGGGAUUGAAGCUUCAUGUCAGUCCAUCUCUGAUUUGCCAUUUGAAAUUUGCUUUAAUUUAUGGUUUGUUUAUGUCUUGGACUUUGAACUCUUUCGCUGUAAAGUUUUAAAUGUUCAUAAGCACAUUUUUCUGUGUUUAAGGACACCCAGUGUAAAAGUAUUGUAAAUUAGGAUAUGUAAGAAAGAAACAGACUGUGGGAUAGCAAAUUGCUCCCAAAUAUUUAUAGUAACUUUUUACAAAAUGUGUAAUAAUGGUUGUAACAUGAUGCUAAAGGAGAUGCUUCUGUAGUUUGUUUCACUGGAUUCAUAAAUUUGUCACUCUUUUAAAAGUAAUACUUGUGAGGCUGCAAUGAUGUUUUAAUGUGCAUUGAACUAAUAUUCACUUAUACAGAUAAGUGUAACGCUAGAAAUAUAAACUCACUGUGUUUGUUGAACAUGUCAUGACUUAAAAGCAUUCUUGCUUUGACUGACUCUUAAUAGAUUUCUGUUAGAGAAUGAAUGCCAUUUUAUGAAAAAUAGUGAUGAUAAAGUGGACUUUUGUGUGUUCUAUUUCUAAAAGGAAUUAAUACAGUAGAAUAUGGUUUGUUUUGUGUUAAGUCAUCUUGCCCAUGUAUUGUAGUUGUUUGAAAGAAAGAAAGGGAGGGAGAGAGAGUGAAAGAGAGAGAGAGAGAGAGAGAGAGAGAGAGAUAGA